AUGGGUUGGCAGAAGUACCGUCAGCAACUGAAGAAGGAUGAAGACGACCAAAAAGACAUGGGAAGUUCCUAUAUAAAUGCCCGACAAGGAGGAAGAAGUUUCUAUUUUGGGAAUAACGAAUCCAUAUUCUCAGCUACACCGACACAAAUCCACAGAGCACAAGCUGUCCAGUUCCCACACCAUAUGAACUUGGUCCUCGGCAUGAACCCUCAUAUCUCUACGCGUUGCCAUACCCAGAGCCAUAUCCCUAGCCCGAGCCCGAGCCCUAGCCCUAGCCAUGCUCCAACCCAGCUCGUGCCGCCGCAGAUGGGUCACUCUCUUAUCUCUAAUGGAGUCUCCGGCGCCAUUUCCGGAAGAAACGGGAUGUUGCAUAGACACAGAAUGUCCGAGUUCGCCUCCGAUCUUGGAAACACAGAGGACGUAAGCGGUAUCACAUGCUGCGACAGGGAAGGGGCCGAAAUGGUGAUGGGCUUGAUGAAUCAGAACGAGAUCAAUGACGCGAUCGAGGAUUUAGUCCGAGGAAGACUGCCUGAGUGGAACCUCGAGGACAUGGGAUUGUCGCCUUUCUCCGAACCCUUGUUGUCUCCUCCCCAAGAUCUGUCUCUUUUUCAGGCGAAUUCUCCAUCUGGCCAUCCAAAUCAAUAUACAGAGCAAGAAGAUGAUGGGUUUGACAGAGAUGCAUGGAAGAUUAAGAUUAGGUGA
Molecule: messenger RNA, 702 nt
Organism: Tarenaya hassleriana
Lineage: Eukaryota; Viridiplantae; Streptophyta; Magnoliopsida; Brassicales; Cleomaceae
Exons: 2
Coding region: 1-702 (233 amino acids)
Source: RefSeq, a predicted model, not a curated record